AGUCUCUGUCCGAAACACGACUCGUCAGUCUGCAUCGGUGUGCGGUUUGAUGCGGUUGGGCGUGCGGCCUUGCGUGCGAUCGCAUUCUGCGAUUUGGAGCGACGUCGGAUAAUCCGUCAAUCCCUUCCCCGUCGGGAAAUUCGUCGGGGCGCGUCGUCGGCGAGCGUAAAGCGCGCUAGUUAGUCGCGUCGCGCGGAGCGAUGGCUGCGUGCGUCGGUGAACAGGUGCCGUCGGAAAGCGUCGCGAGGAGGUCCGCGUCGACGGCCACCGUCGCCGGCAAACCGGCGAUGUGCUGGCAACACCGGCUGUUCGGCAAGCAGCUCGCGCGCUGCAACCAGGUUAACGACGCGAAAAUGUCGAUCGACUCGGCGGCCGCCUCGCUCGUCCGCGAGGACGGUCGGCCGGUUUGCGAGAUCAUCGGCAUGUACUUCAGCUUCGUGAAUCCUGGUGCGACCUGCGAUGACUUUACGCGCCAGCUGGUCGAGCUUUAUGCGGAUGUCAACGCGGACACCGACGCCGGCGGCGACCGCGACAAGAGGAAGAGAUUCGAGGUGGUGCACGUGGUGCUCUGGAGCAACGUGACCGACGUGCUCGACUUCGAGGACAGCUUCCGUGCUCAUGUGGCCGAUCUGCCUUGGCUCGCAGUGCCCAACCGGGACUACGAGAGAAAGACCAGGCUGACUCGGAGGUAUCGUAUAAAGGCCGGUGUACCGACGUUGAUCUUACUCGAGGGCUCCAAUGGAUCCAUAGUGACGCGCGGUGGAGUCGAACGAACCGUCGCCGAUCCUACCGGCGUGGAGUUCCCUUGGAGACCUCCACAUCCUAAAGCUGCCCUUGAGGAUGGUCCUCUCCUGCCAUGCGGUGCCCGAGAUAACAAUGAACCUAUGUUGCACGAGGAACUUCGUCACUGUUUCAAGGGGGUGUACUUCAGUGCGCACUGGUGUCCCCCUUGUAAAGCAUUCACUCCGCAACUCGUGGAUACAUAUCAACGAAUCCGGGAGAGAGGUCAUGAUUUUGAAGUAAUUUUCGUAAGCUCGGACAGGAGCGAGGAUUCCUAUAAUGCGUACACGGAAACAAUGCCUUGGUUGAGGAUACCUUUCAGUCAAGAAGAAAGACGUCGAAAGUUGGCACGAGCUCUCGACGUUCAAGCAAUACCAACUCUGGUAAUUCUGGACCCCCGCGACAAUAUAAUCACUCUGGAUGGACGCGCUGAGUUGAUCGAAGAUCCAGAAGGACUGAACUUUCCUUGGACAAGUAGACUGGUAAACAUUUUAACAGAAAAAUAUGCUACAUCGUUGCACGAUGCCCCAGCCAUUAUCUUGUUCGUCGAAGGAGAAGAUUGCGAAAUUCAGUUCGGGGAAAGCGUAUUACUGCCAGCUGCACAAGCGUACAGAAGAGAUCAACCCGAUUACGAUCCAAAUUAUGAUGAUCCUGAUGACGAUACACUGCAGUUUUAUAUAGCUUUAGAUUGUGAAACAUCCGACAUUCUUCGCGAAUUUAUUGGUCUGGAUGACGCAAUACCUCUCUUGACUGCUAUCGACAUUCCGCGGGGGAUCUACGUGGUGAUGGAGUACGGCGCCGAGAUCACCGUAGACUCGGUGCAGCAAUUCGUCGAUGGAUUUCUCAACAACAAACUGCCGAUCAAUAAAAUAGCGGCAGUGCACAAAACGUCAAAGACAAGCGAACACGUGCCGGCCUAAAGUCAACGAAACGUCAAAUUAAUUAAGCACUAAAUUUGUAUUUGUGAAAUUUUAUAAGAAAAUAAGUUGUCGAGUGUCAGGUGAAGAAAUCUUUCUCUCUUUCUCUCUUUUGUACUCCUGUCUCUGUGAUACCGUCGUUCUUUCCGUAGAGAAAUUCGCGCGUAAAUUGUACUUGUUCUCACAUAAUCUUUUACGGAAGUAACCAAAAAUUGUAUAUUAUACCGUAGCCAAAAAUAAAUCGAUCAAAUUGUAUUUUUAAGUAUACGUACACGCACACGAAUACGUUAAUAUAUUAUAUUACUUAAUAAAUGCCAAGUAGGCGCACACUCUACAAAAGAAUCCUUAUAUUUAUGAAACAACUUACGCUCAUUGUAUAAUUAUCAUUGUAUUCGUGUUACAUAUUUAAAAACGUGAUACGUAGCAUCUAAUAAUUCACAUUUUUAUUCUAUGCAUUUGCGGGCACGUAGGCAUCUCUAAUGUAGAGUGUUAUAUCAGUUGUCAGAUAUAGCGUAAUGAUUUUAUUCGUACGUUUAUUUUUCAAUAAUUUUAUUUAUACGUCCGGUUUUUUCCGUCUAUCUCUCUUAUAAAAUUAUUAAAUCCAUCAUGUUGGAAUGAAACUGAAAAGCUCUUUCGCAUCUUAUCAUUUACUUGCUGUUGUAUCCUAGUAUUUCUUAUACAACGCACACAUUACACACGCACACACACACGCAAAGUUAAUAUUUCACACUUUUAUCAGUCCCAAUGUACAUAUAAAAUAUUUUACAAUUAUAAAGCUACUACCGUCGCUGGUUUAAAAACUAUACACCGAGAGUUUGUAUUUUAAAAAAAGGCACUGUAUGUCAUGAGUAAUAAAGUGCAUCGAUUGUUUA
Ooceraea biroi (clonal raider ant) is the source of this 2569-nucleotide messenger RNA. RefSeq names its product nucleoredoxin. Gene Ontology annotation, molecular function: thioredoxin-disulfide reductase (NADPH) activity. Gene Ontology annotation, biological process: negative regulation of protein ubiquitination; negative regulation of Wnt signaling pathway. NCBI's taxonomy places the organism in Eukaryota, Metazoa, Arthropoda, Insecta, Hymenoptera, Formicidae. The record is from RefSeq and is a predicted model, not a curated record. Gene Ontology annotation, cellular component: nucleus.